This is a messenger RNA of Pygocentrus nattereri (red-bellied piranha), 1584 nucleotides long. RefSeq names its product ADP ribosylation factor like GTPase 3b (gene arl3b). Lineage: Eukaryota; Metazoa; Chordata; Actinopteri; Characiformes; Serrasalmidae. Gene Ontology annotation, cellular component: cytoplasm; microtubule cytoskeleton. Gene Ontology annotation, molecular function: GTPase activity; GTP binding. The coding region runs from base 104 to 652 and encodes 182 amino acids. Gene Ontology annotation, biological process: cilium assembly. The transcript has 6 exons. The record is from RefSeq and is a predicted model, not a curated record.
CUAACUCACUGUUUAUAGUGACGCAAUCGCCCUUCUUCCCGUGUCGACGUCAUCAUCAUCAUCCCUCCUUCCUUAGAAACCCUGGAGAAGACACAAGCACAAGAUGGGUUUGCUGUCGAUUUUGCGAAAACUGAAAAGUACUCCGGACCAGGAGGUUCGCAUUUUGCUUCUUGGACUGGACAACGGUGGUAAAACCACCCUGCUCAAACAGCUGGCAUCUGAAGAUAUCAGUCACAUUACUCCAACACAGGGGUUCAACAUCAAGAGUGUGCAGUCUCAGGGUUUCAAACUGAAUGUGUGGGACAUCGGUGGACAGCGCAAGAUUAGGCCCUACUGGAGAAACUACUUUGAAAAUACGGAUCUUCUAAUUUACGUUAUCGACAGUGCAGAUCGCAAGAGAUUUGAGGAAACAGGACAGGAGCUGGCUGAGUUAUUAGAUGAGGAGAAGCUCAGUGGGGUCCCGGUUCUCAUCUUUGCAAACAAGCAGGACCUGCUUACUGCAGCUCCUGCAUCUGAAAUCGCUGAGGGACUGAAUCUGCACACAAUUCGGGACAGAGUGUGGCAGAUCCAGUCCUGUUCAGCUCUCACUGGAGAGGGUGUGCAGGAUGGAAUGAACUGGGUCUGUAAGAGUGUGAAUGCCAAGAGGAAGUAGAGCAGCCUAUUCCUUCAGCAGUCCCUUCUGGGAAACCAGUCCACCUCUGAAUGUACAAACAAUGCAUCCACAUAGCUUUGAAACACAUUAUUGGAAAUUAAGGCACCUCACAGAAACUAAAUGUAUGUUUCAUAUUUGCCUGUCCCUUGAGGCCCACUGUGCUAAAAUGAAAUUUGCACAAGGACCUCAAGCCUAUUUUUAUAUUCCCAAACCCCAGAAUUAUUCUUUCUUAAACAUUGAUCUGUCAUUCCAACAUAACAUUUUAUGAACCACAGAUUUGUCAGCGUGUUUGUUUAAAACAUACAUCACUGUUAGAUUCAUGUUGAGGCUUUUUUGAAGCAGCAUGAUCUUUGGUACGUUGUUGAAUAAAUAAAUUCUGCCUUCAUAUAUUCUAGGAUGGUUUUGCACUGAAUGUCCAAAUAUAUAUUUAGUGAAAUCUGAUACUGUGACAUAUAUAUAUGUACUUUUGAAAUGAUAAUCUACAUGUUCCAUCUUUUUACAGAACCACAAGCCUUGCUUCACACUAGGUUAUGUUUGUGACUGAUGUUUCUAUGACAUGAAGAUCUUGUUGCUCCAUCUUUUAAUGUAAUAUUUUUGACUAUAUUGGUUUUUUCUGAGUAUAUUUUUGUAACAGAGUGUAGGAUGCUUUAAUAUUGCUUUGUGUUUCAUAGGUUGCCAGAGAAGGUUAUUGUGUCCAAGCUCAAUAGGAAAAGGAAUAUGUAAACAGGUGAAAUGUUUAUUAAAAAAAAUGGAGGCCAGCAAAAUAUUUUCUGCAAACACUGUGGAAGGUGUAUCGCAAACUAUAUAUAAAGCAGUUAGUGUAACCGCUUUAUUAGAAAGUUGGCAAUUUGAGAUUAAACAUGUUCCUUUUUUCUUUGAAUCUGUUGCUGUGUUUAACUGAAGCUACGCGAAGUAAAUAUUGGAAAAGGUGA